Messenger RNA from Caenorhabditis elegans, 341 nucleotides. RefSeq lists its product as uncharacterized. Lineage: Eukaryota; Metazoa; Nematoda; Chromadorea; Rhabditida; Rhabditidae. Bases 1 to 318 code for a protein of 105 amino acids. The transcript has 2 exons. The record is from RefSeq and is marked reviewed.
AUGCGAUUUCUCCUUCCGCUUAUUGUGAUUUUAUGCCUAUUCUCCACAGUCAAUGCAAAUAUUUUAAUGGAUCUUUGGAACAAACUGGACGCCUGGUUUGAGGAGAAGUCGCAGGAAGCAUGUGCUGAAUGGAACAAGCACCCAGAAGACUCUCAGGACUAUGGUUUCGGGUAUGGAGUGAUUGAUAAGCUGCAGGAUGUGAUCAACGGGACACUGAAGGGAAUCCACUACCAGGCGCUGAUUUGUCGUUUUGGGGAAGAUUCGGUGCAUUUGUUCAAGCUAUUGCUGGAAUUUUUAGAGCCUGAUUUUCGAUAUUGAAUGAAGUUCUUGUGCAAAUUUAA